Molecule: messenger RNA, 978 nt
Organism: Rana temporaria (common frog)
Lineage: Eukaryota; Metazoa; Chordata; Amphibia; Anura; Ranidae
Product: olfactory receptor 52Z1-like
Exons: 1
Coding region: 1-978 (325 amino acids)
Biological process (GO): G protein-coupled receptor signaling pathway
Cellular component (GO): membrane
Molecular function (GO): G protein-coupled receptor activity; olfactory receptor activity
Source: RefSeq, a predicted model, not a curated record
AUGGAUCUCCCGGGAUAUAAUAAGACCUCGUCCUUCUCUCACAUGGAAUUUAUCCUCUUUGGGUUUCCGGGAGUCACAAAGCACCGACCUCUCCUCGCCCUUCCCUUCUCCCUCAUAUACGCGGUGAUACUGAGUGGUAAUUCUGUGGUUAUGUUGGUCAUUGUGUUGGAGAAAAGUCUACACACUCCGAUGUACACGCUCAUCUUUUCUCUCUUGGCCACCAACGUUGUGUACACCACGGCCAUCACGCCCAAGAUGCUUCUAGGACUGUUUGGCCUUAACCAGAUCACCUUGGCGGGCUGUUUGGUGCAGAUAUUCACAGUAUAUUCCAGCAUCAUGGCCGAGUCCACAAUUGUGCUGCUCAUGGCAAUAGACAGGUACCUAGCCGUCCACCAGCCACUACAUUACCAGGAGAUUGUAGUCAAGAAUUUAAUUGCUCAUUCGGCAGUCAAUGGCGUGCUUCGUUAUAGCUUUGUUGUCCUUCCUCUGGUCAUUACAGGUGCCCGACUCCGUUAUUGCAGGUCCAAUAUCAUCCCUCACUUCCAUUGUGAAAGCAUGAUGCUCUUCAGCCUGGGGUGUGACGAGUCCAGAGCCCAGAUUUCAGGAUUGGUGGUGAGGACCCUCAUGAUGUUUUGUGACAUCCCCAUCAUCCUAAUUUCCUAUCUGAAAGUUCUUCACACUGUCCUUAGGAUUGCGGCAGGAAUGGCUCGGUAUAAAGCCCUUCAUACCUGUGGUACCCACCUGGUGGUGGUCAUCCUCAUCUAUUCCUCUGGAUUCUUAAUCUCUGUUCUGUACCUGCCGGGGAACUCCACUUCCUACGACCUUCAGAAUAUCUGCAGUACCAUCUACUUUCUGUUCUCGGCAAUGGUGAAUCCAUUUAUCUACGGUCUACGUAUGGAGGGGAUCAAGUGCAAUUUACGGAAACGCUGGGGGAAGAAGAAAGAUCUACCAGUUAAAAAAAUAAGACGCCGAGACUGA